Molecule: messenger RNA, 1659 nt
Organism: Triticum turgidum subsp. durum (durum wheat)
Lineage: Eukaryota; Viridiplantae; Streptophyta; Magnoliopsida; Poales; Poaceae
Source: the annotation of a GenBank genome assembly
AUGAUUCUGUCUUCAUGUGGUCUUAAUAAGAGUAAUACUCCAACAUCACUUCAACACCACAACCUUACGGUUCUUGAGGAGCUUGACCUCUCAUACAACCCUUUAAACAGCUCAGCUGCACCCAAUUGGUUCUGGAAUGUAACUAGCCUCAAGAGCCUACACUUAGAUGGUUGUGAAUUAACAGGCGUGUUUCCUGAAGAGUUGGGAAACUUGACCUUGUUAGAGACCUUCAGCAUUGAAGGAAACAACAUAAAGGGGAUGAUACCAGGAACACUAAAAAAUAUGUGUAAUUUAAGGUCUCUAGAUUUCAGCAACAACAACAUCAGCGGGGACAUAACAGAGGUGAUUGACAGGUUACCCAAUUGUUCUUGGAAUAAUUUGCAAGAGCUGAGUUUGGUCGGUGCCAACCUCAUUGGCACGGCUUUACCAUUUGUGUCAACCCUUACUAGCUUAAACAUGCUUGAUGUCAGAAACAACAAUUUGAGCAGUCCAUUGCCUGUGGAGAUUGGUGCACUUAAAAGUUUGACUUACUUAGACCUUGGAAACAGCAAUUUGAGCGGUUCAGUGCCCGUGGAGAUUGGCGCGCUUACAAAUUUGACUGACUUAUACCUUGGAUACAACAACUUGAAUGGUGUGAUAUCAGAAGAUCAUUUUGUUGGUUUGAUGAAUUUAAAGUCCCUUGACUUAUCUGAUAAUAAUUUGGAACUCAAUAUUGACUCGCAUUGGGUGCCUCCGUUCAACUUGCAUCGGGCAUCAUUUUCCUCUUGUCAUCUGGGACCCCAAUUUCCAAAAUGGCUUCAACUGCAAGGGAGCAUCAACGACCUUGAUAUUUCAAACACAAGUCUAGUUGGUAAGAUCCCAGAUUGGUUUUGGACUACCUUUUCUGAAACUAGAUAUUUUGACAUCUCCUUGAACCAGCUUAGCGGUGAGUUACCACUCAAUCUGGAGUUCAUGUCAGUGAUCACUCUAUCAAUGCAAUCAAAUCUACUCACUGGUUUGAUACCCAAGUUACCAAAAACAACUGAGGUAUUGGACAUAUCCCAUAACUCUUUAAAUGGGUUUGUGCCAAAUUUCCAAGCUCCGCAUUUGGAGGUUGCAAUUCUGUUCUCCAAUUCUAUAACCGGGACUAUUCCAACGUCAAUUUGUCGACUGCGACAAUUGCGGGUCUUAGAUCUUUCGAACAAUCUGUUUUCAGUGGAACUUCCUAAUUGUGGCCGAAAGGAACUGAAACAACGGAACCCAUCUAGCAACAAUUUUUCAAGAGUCAAUUCAGUGAGUUCUUUCAGUUUGAAAAUCACUACUCUUCUUCUAAGCAACAAUAGCUUUUCAAGUGGAUUUCCUUUGUUCCUACGACAAUGUCCAAGUCUUAUUUACCUCGAUCUUGCUCAAAACAGAUUCACUGGAGAGUUACCUGGAUGGAUUAGUAAAGCAAUGCCUGGUUUGGUUAUGUUACGGUUAAGAUCGAACAAUUUGUAUGGUCACAUUCCAAUGGAAAUGAUGGAACUCCAUGCUAUUCGUAUUCUGGAUCUAUCCAAUAAUAACUUUUCUGGGACCAUACUGCAGUAUCUAAAAAAUUUGAAAGCUUUGACUGGCACUGUAAUUGCUAGUAAUACAGUAAAGGGCAAGUGCUUGAGUAUGGGGAGAAUAUUGUAUAUUUGA